Necator americanus (New World hookworm) is the source of this 336-nucleotide messenger RNA. RefSeq lists its product as uncharacterized. The record is from RefSeq and is a predicted model, not a curated record. Bases 1 to 336 code for a protein of 111 amino acids. The transcript has a single exon. NCBI's taxonomy places the organism in Eukaryota, Metazoa, Nematoda, Chromadorea, Rhabditida, Ancylostomatidae.
AUGCUACGAGUAACCCGCUUUACGGAAAAGAAAGAAAAGAUUCGAAGUUCACUCCUACGUCACCGACCGAAGAUCAGAGACGCUGCCGCAUAUGCCAAGGAAAGCAAAAUUAGGUGGGCCGGACACGUGAUGCGUUUCAACGACAAUCGUUGGACCAAAGCCGUAAGCGACUGGAUACCACGCGACAUCAAACGCACCGCAGUAAAACCGCCGACCCGAUGGUCAGACCUCUUCACGAAGUCCUUCAAAAAAAAGUACGACACACUUCGAGUUCCUUGCGAGAAGAAUUGCCACUGGGCAACACUUGCGCGCGAUCGGGACAAAUGGAAGUAUUAG